CGUGCACUGUGUCUCUACUUUGUUUUCUGUGCGUUGGGAGUCGUAUUACCUGCACUCGAGAAUUCAAGAAGGGGUGGCCUGCAGUCAAACAAGAAAGAAAAGUUUUUCCACCGUUUUUAGUAAAUGGAUAAUGAAUCUAUUUAUGUUGUCUUCUUAACAUUUGCUCACCGAGUGGAUUCCAAAUCACGAAGUUACCAUCAGCCAUGCUAUAAUACAGUACACUGAAAAGAUCAUCUCAUUGAUAUGCUGAUGGCCGACGUCCUUCCUUGUGCACUACUGGAAGGCUGUGUUGUAACUGGUGCUUCAACCGAAAAUCUCAAGGAGGCUGUCCAGGCAUACCAAGGAAAUCAUAGCAAUUUGCAAUUUCUUGAUCCCGAGGUGCUGCAAGUCCAUGUUCCACCUUUUGUGACAAAAGAUGAUCCUGUGUCAGGGUCCCAUGGUCAUAAUACUUUUGAGAGAAACCAAAGGCGUCGCUCCUAUAUUAAAAAAAAGAAGGAAAAACUUGGAACAUCUGUAGAGGGGAAUGUGGAAAAUAAGGAAGCUAUUGCUGAAGAUAUCAGUGUUCCAAAAGACAUAGAUCUUAUUGCAUUACCUCAGCUUUGCUUUCCAGGUGGACUGCAAGUAUCAAGUAUAGAGAAAGAAGACUGUUUUCAUUUCCUGGUUUUUACAGAUGUUUUUGGCAACAGGUCUCAUGGAGUUGUCGUUCAGUACUACAAGCAAGUGCAGGUUUUGCAAGAUGGAAGUAGUUACCAAAAUGGACAACCACAUCGGGCCUUGUCAAGACUUUCAAAGUUAUACGCACCCUAUGCAAUAUGUCUCAUAUCUAAAUAUGCAUACUACAAUGCACUCAAGGAUUGUCUUUCAUGUUUAAGGCUCCAGCUGAAAUCAUGCAGAGACAGUGAUAUUGAAGACAGGAUAAAAGAAUUUGCAGCAAAACUUACUUUAGUACCCACCCCCCCACCAGGGCACCUGCACUUGGUGUUCAACAUGAAACCUCUGCAGAUAGUACUUCCUUCACAAGAAGAUGUCGAUGGCCCAGUGGUUGACAUAGACCUCCAUUUCCCUUUUUUAUGUUUCAAACCAAAGCAAGUUCUUAAGAUUAUAACUUGCAUUUUAAUGGAGCAAAGAAUAGUUUUUUUCUCCAGUGACUGGGCACUGUUAACGCUGAUUGCAGAAUGCUUUAUGUUGUAUAUCCAUCCCCUUCAAUGGCAGCAUACAUUUGUGCCCAUCCUUUCCAGACAGAUGUUGGACUUUGUAAUGGCACCUACAUCUUUUCUCAUGGGCUGUCACAUUGACCAUUAUGAAGAAGUUGCAACGGAAACAGAUGACAUAGUUUUAAUAAACAUUGAUAGGGGCACAAUAAGCACUUCAUUUCCACCAAAAUUAUGGAUUCCUGAUGUACCUGCACAAACUUCUGAAUGUUUUUUAUUCAGGGUCAGAGGACUUCAAAUGCACUAUGAUUUAGAACUUUCUCAUCUUGGGGCCAGUACAGAUCUAAAUCAUUUACGAAGCCAAAGAAGACAGUGGCAGCAAACCCUGAACUUAGAAAUCCAGCAAGUUACCUUAGAGCUAAUAGUCAAUAUAUUCCGUGAAGUCAAUAAUCACCUGAAUUUUGAACACAGAGUCUUUAACAGUGAAGAAUUUCUGAAAACAAGGGAUAGUUUGGACCAACCAUUCUAUAAAAAGAUUUUGGAGACGCAUAUAUUUCAUUCAUUUUUAAAAGCAAGGCUUAACAGAAAAAUGGAUUCAUAUACUCGGAUGGAAAUAAAUACUCGAUCAGAAACACACAGAAUGAGAGCAAGUCUGGAUAUUCCAAUAAGGCCAACCAUUCAGGAAAUGGCAAGAAAACACAGCAGAUCUGAAAAUGGCUUAAGUAACCGUUUGGGAAUGAGUAUGCCAAAUUUGUCAUAUGAGAAGGCACCGGAGGGACCCAUCCGACAGAAUUCAUUAAAAAAACAUGAUUUGGAAAUUGGAAAUGUGAAAAUUGUGCGGAAGUCUACGAAACUAUUUAAGCUCCCAGAAUUUCCCCCACCAUUAGUUUAUUAUUGCAUCCAGAACUACUAUAAUGAAUUGAUCAGUCUUUUGUCAAAGGCCAUACUGUCUGUUUCACCUGAAGAUUCUGCACUUCUUGCCAGAUACUACUACCUCAGAGGACUAAUGAAUACAAUGAUAGGUAAACGUCUAGAUGCUUUGGCUGAUUUUCAAAAUUUGUACAAAACUGACAUUGGGAUUUUCCCUAAUGAGCUGUUAAAGAAAUUGGUGGAUUCUCUGGUACAAGAUGAGAGGUGUCAGGUAGAGAAGAGACCAGAGCUAAAACGUUUAAUAAGUAAACUCAAAAAGGAGAAUGAAGGAGACCGGAGAAAAUGUGAUGAUCAUGUCAAAACAUUUGAGCUCCCUAAGAAGCACAUGCAAUUGGAAGAUUUUGUGAAAAGUAUACAAGAGUCUGGGAUUGUAAAGGAUAAUGGAACAAUUCAUCGACUGUUUGAUGCUCUUACUGUGGAAACGUUUAAGAGCUGGCAGUCUCUGGGCGCAUCAAUGAAGGUGCCACAUUCACAGUCUGUGUUUUACGUUGAUUUUCUGCUGGAUGGGCAACAGAAGCAGAUUGACCCAGAGACAUUUAAGACAUUUUAUACAUUUUGGAAAGAAUCAGAAGCAGAAGCUCAAGAUGUCCAUCUUCCAGUAGACGUGAUUGAUCACUUGGAUAAUAAUGAGUGUGUCUAUAAGCUUUCUUGUUCUGUGAAGACAAGUUAUGGUGUUGGAAAAAUAGCGAUGACACAGAAACGUUUGUUUUUACUAACCGAGGGAAGGCCUGGUUAUAUUGAAAUUACAAAAUUCAGAGAUAUAGAGGAACUAAAAAUUUCCUCUGCAACUUUUCUGUUGCUACGAAUCCCUUCCCUUAAAAUAAAAACAACUUUAAGAAAAGAAACAUUUGAGGCCAACCUGAAGUCAGAAUGUGAUCUUUGGCAUCUGAUGGUGAAAGAAAUGUGGGCUGGGAGGAAAAUGGCUGAUGAACACAAGGAUCCUCAGUAUAUGCAGCAAGCCUUGACAAAUGCCCUGCUUAUGGAUGCAGUAGUUGGUUGUCUGCAGUCUCAGAAGGCCAUUUAUGCUGCCUCUAAGCUAGCGUACUUUGACAGAAUGAAACUUGAAGUUCCAAUGAUGGUGCCUAAAACCACUUCUGAAAUGCUAAAACACAAGAUCAACCCCUCUGCCAAUCUGACAUCUCCUCUGGCGGUAGAUGUGUUGCUGUACACACCAGGUCAUCUGAACAUGUGUGAAGCAGAGGAAGAUUCCAGUCCGAAGUUAUGGUGUGCACUAGAUGAUGGGAAGGUUGUGGUGUUUGAUGCUGCUAGCUGGUCUCUACAGCCAAACUGUAUUCAAGUGGGAUCUCAGAGACUGAACUGCAUGCUGGGGCUGGAGCCGAGUCAAGUUUGGAUCGGCUCAAAGGAUUCCACAGUUUACAUUGUAAGCACAAGAAGCAUGUCGUGCAACAAGCAGCUCACAGACCAUCGCAGUGAGGUCACCGAUAUCGUAUUAGAAAAAAGUGACAAGUUCAGCCAGGCACAGGCAUACUCGUCCAGCAUGGAUGGUACCGUGAUCAUGUGGGAUAUAUACACACUUAAAGUGAAAAAUCGCUUUCAUUUGGAUUGUCGUGGGCUCACUGCGCUUAAACUGUUCAAUGGUACAUUAUGGUGCUGUGGUGUUGACAGUAUCUUGGAACUAAGAAAAAAUGGCUUAGUGAACCGCCGACUACAACACCUGGAUGACGCCAGAGAGACUCCUUUGUUUUUCAAUUGCUUUGAACUGUUCAUAGAGAGGGAUCAGCUGUGGACUACGUCACUAGACUCGGCUGAAGUUUGUAUCUGGCAUAUUAAAGAUCUGUCAAGACCAUUUCAUAAAAUUCAACUGCAGGAUUGCUUUGGAGUCAAUUGUAUGAUAAAAGUAAAAAAUCAGGUCUGGAUUGGCAGUAGGGGGAUAUCUCAAGGAAAAUCCAAAGGGAAGAUCUACGUGGUGGACGUAGUGAAGUACAGUGUGGAGAAGGAGCUGGUGGCGCAUACAGACGUCGUGCAGGCAUUGUGUUCUGCCGAGGAUCGUUAUGUGCUCAGUGGCUCUUCUAGCGAAGAUGGCAAAAUUGCCAUCUGGAAAGUUGAAUAGUGACAUAUAACUUGUAUAUUAUAAAUUAUUUUUGUAACAUGUAACAUUAAGAUGUUUCAUACAUUUUAAAAGGGUUGAACAGAAAAAAAAAAUACUAGUGUAAUAUUUAUAGAAUUUUGGAGAAGAUGACGUUGUUGAGCGUUCAAGAGAUCCCUUUGACUUGCGACGUUCGCGUCUAAUUUUUAAUGUCCAUUUCUGUUUUUAAUAUCUGCCAUGUGUAAGUGCUGGUGUUUUCCUUUAGCAUAUACGCACUACAGAAGACUCUCUAAGAUAUUCAGACAUGAGAGGUCUUUUUUGCCAUUUUUGCACAGCAUUACUGUAUGUUCAUCUUUUAUACUUUUAUGAAGAAGUCAUUUGCAGACAGUGUUUGUGUUCAGUGGAUCUUUGGAGUGCUGCAUUAUCCACCCUUGUAUUGCUGAAAAUUCCUGUGACUUUUGAAAGAUUAUGGAACAGCAGGUGGACAGUCACUGCAGCCAUGCUUACCUGAUAGAAGUGGGCUGAAUGUUCUUUUCCUACAAGCCAUUAAAGCCAGUGUUAACUUA
Messenger RNA from Polypterus senegalus (gray bichir), 4694 nucleotides. RefSeq names its product DENN domain-containing protein 3-like. Gene Ontology annotation, cellular component: cytoplasmic vesicle. Bases 244 to 4152 code for a protein of 1302 amino acids. The record is from RefSeq and is a predicted model, not a curated record. Gene Ontology annotation, biological process: regulation of Rab protein signal transduction. NCBI's taxonomy places the organism in Eukaryota, Metazoa, Chordata, Cladistia, Polypteriformes, Polypteridae. The transcript is spliced from 25 exons. Gene Ontology annotation, molecular function: protein binding.